AAGCAAUCAUUGCCGGAGACAAUUCGCCAUGGCACCAAAGAAGAGCAGCAAGACCAGCGACAGCAUCAACGCCAAGCUUGCCCUGACGAUCAAGUCGGGUAAGGUCACCCUUGGCUAUAAGUCGACCCUCAAGUCGCUGCGCUCUGGCAAGGCCAAGCUCGUCAUCAUCGCUGGCAACACUCCACCUCUCAGGAAGUCGGAGCUCGAGUACUACAGCAUGUUGGCCAAAACCGCCGUGCACCACUUCUCUGGCAACAACAUCGAGCUCGGCACUGCCUGCGGUAAGCUCUUCCGCUGUUCGACCAUGGCUAUCCUCGAUGCUGGUGACUCGGACAUCCUCAGUACAACCCCACAGUAGAGCGACUGAGAGACUUGGAUGAAGCAAAGACGGUGGUCAAGAUACAAGCAUAGGAUGGAGCAGCUCCGUUCCGUCAGAGAAAGCUGUGCUCAGCGAGGACGAGACCGCAGAGUAGCGAAAAUAGAACUCUGCCGCUGCGGAGAAGUCGAUAUGUUUGAGGCAUGACACCCACCAUGAAUGCCAUGUUGCGUCUUCGGAUAGAUAGACAGCCCGCAGAGCGUUCAAUUGCACCGUCCAGCCAUCGUG
This is a messenger RNA of Pseudocercospora fijiensis CIRAD86, 604 nucleotides long. RefSeq lists its product as uncharacterized. NCBI's taxonomy places the organism in Eukaryota, Fungi, Ascomycota, Dothideomycetes, Mycosphaerellales, Mycosphaerellaceae. Gene Ontology annotation, molecular function: structural constituent of ribosome; RNA binding. The coding region runs from base 29 to 358 and encodes 109 amino acids. The transcript is spliced from 4 exons. The record is from RefSeq and is a predicted model, not a curated record. Gene Ontology annotation, cellular component: cytosolic large ribosomal subunit.